UGUCAUCCUGGCUGUCCAUAAAUGAUAGAGCCGUUGUGGUCUAUACUGUACAAAUGGUGCAGUCAAUCUAAUGUUACUGGGUCAUCCUGCCUCUCUAUAAAUGAUAGAGCCGUUGCCCGUUGCCGUCUAUACUCUAUACUGGACACAUGGUGCAGUCAAUCUAGUAAGCUUGUAGCCCCGGACUUGUAAAGCUAAUAGGCAUCACCUCUGAAUAGCUAUGAAGGAAGCGAGCGGCGUUCGCAUGGUUACCGGCGACGGCGAAAACAGCUACGCCGCAAACUCCAGGCUUCAGGAGAAGGCCAUUUUGGAGACAAGGCCGGUGCUUCGCAAGGCCAUACAAGAGGUAUGCACGUCGCCCUCCGCCCGACGGAGCACCAUGGUCGUCGCUGACCUCGGCUGCUCAUCGGGUCCCAACACUCUGAGCUUCAUCUCCGAGGUUAUCGGUGCGGUCCGCUCCUGCACUCGGAAGUCGGAAGAAGAACGGCGGGCCGUGGAGGUCCAGUUCUUCCUGAAUGACCUGCCGGGGAAUGACUUCAACCUCGUCUUCCGGUCACUGGAGCAAUUUGAGAAUCUCAGCAGGAAAGAUACGCCGCCCUACUAUGUGGUAGGACUGCCCCGAUCAUACUACAGGAAGCUUUUCCCUUCCCGGAGCGUCCACUUCUUCCACUCGUCCUACUCCCUCAUGUGGCGCUCUAAGGUGCCGGAGGAGCUCUCAAGUUGCACUCACUUGAACGAAGGCAACAUCUACAUUGGAAAAACAACUCCACCUAUGGUGAUUAAGCUAUUCCAAGAACAAUUCCAAAAGGACUUUGAGUUGUUCCUUACAUUGCGUUUCAAAGAGCUUGUCAGUGGAGGUCGAAUGUUGCUAACGUUUCUUGGCCGAAAGAAUGAAGAGAUGAUGACGCAUGGGGAGGUUGGCACCUUGUAUGAAUUGGUUGCUGAAUCUCUCCUGUCUUUGGUACUAAAGGGUCGUGUGGAGAAGGAGAAGUUGGAUUCAUUCAACGUGCCAUACUACACCCCAUCCGUGAAAGAGGUCCGGGAGUUGAUCAACAAGAGUAGGCUCUUCGACAUCGAGCAUGCUAGACUCUUUGAAUCCAACUGGGAUCCUCAGGAUGACUCGGACGGUGAUGUGGUACUAGAUUAUGCUGGCAGCGGGGCAAAUGUCGCCAAUUGCAUAAGGGCGGUGCUGGAGCCGCUAAUCGUAGACCACUUUGGGGAGGACAUUAUUGAUGACUUGUUUGUGGUGUUUGCCUCCAUCGUUGCAAAGCAUCUAGAGAAAGCAAAGGCUAAGUACCCCAUCAUCGUGUUGUCACUGAAGAAGGCCAUGUAAUGGACAUAGUUUACUUAGUGGUAUAUGCAGGUAUUGUAAGGUAUUGUAAGUGGGAGGCAUGAUAUGGUUAAAUAGUUUAAUUUGUGGUAUAUGAAGAAUAUUAUAAGUGGGAGACAUAUUAUGGU
Molecule: messenger RNA, 1455 nt
Organism: Triticum aestivum (bread wheat)
Lineage: Eukaryota; Viridiplantae; Streptophyta; Magnoliopsida; Poales; Poaceae
Product: anthranilate O-methyltransferase 2
Exons: 4
Coding region: 218-1330 (370 amino acids)
Molecular function (GO): methyltransferase activity
Source: RefSeq, a predicted model, not a curated record